This is a messenger RNA of Plectropomus leopardus (leopard coralgrouper), 3627 nucleotides long. NCBI's taxonomy places the organism in Eukaryota, Metazoa, Chordata, Actinopteri, Perciformes, Serranidae. The record is from RefSeq and is a predicted model, not a curated record.
UAACCACCGCUACACUGUGACUUCCAUGUCCUGUGUAAUAACACAGCGGGUCCAUGCCGUCAGUAUGUCCACGGCUGACAUGUCCCAGACGCUGGACAUUCUCCGGUGUCUGUAUCAGCACGUGCAGACGCUGGAGGAGUUCGCGGACAGCAUCGUGUUCAGAGAGGGACACCGAGCAGAGCUCACCGAGCAGUCCGACACACACCGAUUCAAAGCCUUCGUCCGGGGGGUGUUCGUCUGCUUUGACAAGGAGCUGCAGCAGGUGCCGAGCUGUACCCAGAUCUGCACUCUGCCUGAACUGCUGGCCUUUGUUCUCAACAGUCUGAAAAGAAAGAGAAAAAGGAACAUCUUGGCACACGGCUACAAUUUCCUGUCCCUGGCUCAGGAGGAGAGGAAUGCUGACCAUUUCAAAUUCCAAGGAGACAUAACUCAAAGCGCUGCCUACAUCCAUGGCAGCGACCUGUGGAAGAAAGUCACAGUACGCCUCGGCACAGAUAUCACACGGUACCUGCUGGAGAGCUGCUCUGUGUUUGUGGCUGUCCCUCCGUCAUGCGUUUUCCAGGUGUGUGGCGCUCCUGUCUAUGACAGGGUGUCCAUGACCACUGCCUCCACUGGGUUCUCUCUCCAGUCGUGGUCCAGGACACAGAACGGUGCUGAGGCUGGUAGGAAACGAGCUGCAGUUGGCAUGAAAAGGAGACAGAAGGUCGAGAAUCCUCCUAUCAGCAAGAAGAGGAACAGAAAGGAGGUGAGACUAAAGAAGGGGAAAAGAAAGAGAGAAACUGAUGAUGAAAAUAUGACUUGCUCUGAAAAGAGGAGACGGGUUGGACAGCAAGAACCCACUCAAGAAAUCCAACAGGUUUGCUAUGAAUCUGUAGAGGAAGGGCCGCCCAUGUCUGCGGAACCAACAUUGUCUAUGAAGCCUUUGGAGAAUCAUGCUGCUGGUUCCAAACAGCCUGUUGAAACCACAACAACCACACUUCCCUCGGAGGGAGGGCCCAGCUGGAGAUCAGGUAUUUUCCCCCCUUUGCCUCCCUCGCAGUGUUAUAUCCGCACGCUGGGAUUCCUGUAUGGAGGAAGAGGCAUGCGUGGCUUCCUUCUCAACAGGAAGAAGAAGACUGCUGAUGGAUGCAGAAGGCUUCAAGGGCAAGACUUGGUACGAACAGUCUUCUUCGAGGGACUGGCGUAUCUGAACGGGCUGGAGAGGAAGCCAAAGAAACUCCCGCAGCGCUUCUUUAACAUGGUCCCUCUGUUCGGCCGGCUGUUGCGUCAGCACAGGAGGUGUCCCUACAGUAGAAUACUGCAGAGGAUGUGCCCGGCCGGAGAACAUAGAGAUGCAGAACAAGGAGAAUUAAGCUCCCUGUUGCCGCGGCACUGUGCACCUUACCGGGUCUACUUGUUCGUCAGGGAAUGCCUCUCCGCUGUGAUCCCCGAGGAGCUGUGGGGCUCCGACCACAACCGGCUUCAUUUCUUUUUCAGAGUCAGGGACUUCUUGCGCAGCAGCAAGUUUGAGAGGCUGUCACUGGCUGAACUCAUGUGGAAGAUGAAAGUGAAUGACUGUGAUUGGCUGAAGAUCAGUAAAACAGGCAGGUUCCCACCCAGUGAGCUCUCGUACCGGACACAGAUCCUUGGUCAGUUCCUGGCUUGGCUUCUGGACGGUUAUGUCGUGGGCCUGGUUCGAGCCUGUUUUUAUGUCACUGAGGGUGUGGGCCAGAAGAAUGCAUUGAGGUUCUACAGACAAGAAGUGUGGGUGAAACUGCAGGACUUGGCCUUCAGGGGUCACCUCUCCAAGGGUCAGAUGGAGGAAUUGACUCCAGCUCAGGUGGCAUCCCUCCCCAAAAACACUGUCAUCUCCCGCCUUCGCUUCAUUCCCAAGACUGAUGGCAUGAGGCCAAUCACACGAGUCAUCGGAGCAGAUCCCAAAACCAGGCUCUACCGAGGGCGAGUACGGGACUUGCUGGACAUGCUGCAGGCCUGUGUGCGCUCCUCUCCAUCCCUCCUGGGCUCCACUGUGUGGGGGAUGACGGAUAUCCACAAGGUGUUGUGCUCUUUAGCUCCAGCCCAGAAGGACAAGCCACAACCCCUCUACUUUGUCAAGGUGGAUGUGAGUGGAGCCUAUGAGAGUCUGCCUCAUGACAGACUCAUUGAGGUCAUUGGCCAGGCUCUGUUACCGGUCCAGGACAAAUUCUUUACCAUCCGCCACUAUGCCAAGAUCUGGGCUGAUUCCCAUGAGGGCCUGAAAAAAUCCUUUGUUCGACAGGCUGAUUUCCUGGAGGACAACAUGGGAUCCACCAACAUGAAAGGGUUUGUGACAUCCCUGCAAAAAAGAGGGAAAGUUCAUCACGCCAUACUGGUAGAGCAGAGUUUUGGUGCUGAUCUUUAUGGCAGAGAGGCGCUGCAGUUCUUCACCCAAAUGUUAACCGGCAGCGUUGUUCAGUUUGGGAAGAAAACAUAUCGUCAGUGUCGAGGGAUUCCUCAGGGCUCAGUUGUGUCCAGUCUGCUCUGCUGUCUCUGCUACGGUCACAUGGAGAAUGUCCUGUUCAAAGACAUACCUGAAAAGAAAAGAUGUUUGAUGAGACUGGUGGAUGACUUCCUUCUGAUCACCCCAGACUUACAUGAAGCACUAACCUUUCUCAAGAUCUUGCUGGCAGGGGUACCACAGUAUGGGCUGGUGGUCAACCCACAGAAGGUGGUGGUCAACUUUCAGGUGCCUGGAAGUGUGGGCUCUUGUCCUGGCAUUCGUGUACUGCCCCCUCACUGCCUCUUCCCCUGGUGUGGACUGCUGCUGGACACACACUCACUGGACAUUUACAAAGACUAUUCCAGCUAUGCAGGACUGUCAUUGCGCUACAGCCUUACUCUGGGCUCAUUCCACUCAGCUGGACAGCAAAUGAGGAGGAAACUGAUGGCUAUCCUAAGACUCAAGUGCCAUGCCUUGUUCUUGGACCUGAAGACCAAUUCUCUUGAGGCAGUCUACAAGAACAUCUACAAGUUAGUGCUGCUUCAUGCACACAGGUUCCAUGUGUGUGUCCAGAGUUUGCCCUUUGGUCAGACGGUUGCUAAGAACCCCAUGUACUUCCUGCAGAUGAUCCUGGAUAUGGCUGAAUAUGGCAAUCAACUCAUCAGGCUCAGCAACAAAGGCAACAUUUCCCCAUCAUACAUAUGGAAACAAAUAUUUCAAGCAAUAUCAAGUUCAAAAUCCAUUUUCUUUCUUUCUUUUUUUGAAUCUCUUCCCAUUUACCCAGGACUCACAUUAGGCAGUAAGGCCCAGACUGGCAUUGUGCAGUAUGAAGCAGUGGAGCUGCUUUUCUGUCUGUCCUUCCUGUUGGUGCUGUCACGAUACCGUCCUCUUUACAAGGAUCUGCUCCAGCACCUGCACAAACGGAAGCGCAGUCUGGAGUGGCGUCUGGGAGAUUUGAGACUGGCUAGAGUCCGACAGGCUACUACCCCGAGGACCCCAGUGGACUUCUUGGACAUCCAGAUGUAGACUACUAGCCAGCCCCAAUCACAGCACCCAGCACAACCAUGAAACCCUCAGCAGCUCAAAGGAUAAGAGGGGUGGUUCUGUGCCUGGACAACCACAUAGGAAACAAGCACCGCCAGGAGCAUUAAAGGACUGAUGACCAUCCA